GUCAAUACAAUAUUAUACUCUGUAGGUAUAAUAUUGUAGACCUGUAUUUUUCUCUGUCGUCCGUGAAAUCCACAGGUAACGGUUUCACUUCCUCUCUCUGUUUGUUCACCUCUCGCUAGCUGCUGCUGGAAACGCAUUUUAUUUCCGUCCGUCAUUAAACAGUAAUUUAUCUUAUUAUAUAAUCCACGGGUUAUUUCGAUUUUUCUCUUUAGUAUUCACUCGAAAUAGCAUCGAAAGCGACGCCCGUCGGUCCGCUUAUUUCAGUUCACCAAAAAUCUACAAAAACUCGACGCCAUGGAAUUCCAAUUCGAUCUGAGCCAUAUCGCCCACGAUCAGAUCAUCAAAAUCGACAACUCAUUGUUGCCAGUCGGCUACCAAAAAGAAGACCCAGAAUUGCAAAGGAUGAUAUCUAAUGUUUUGGAUAAAAUGGGAGUAGCUUCAGGAAUUGCUCAAGAGUUAAAAUCUCCAAUUACCUCAGCUGAAAAACUCAUGCGUUCAGAUCAUAUUUUAUACUUGAUGACAGAACAAACAUCACCAGGACAUUUUGUUGUGGUUGGUUUGUUAAAAAUGGGAUGGAAAAAGUUGUAUUUGUUUAAUAAAAAAGGUUCAAGAACUGAAGCAAUGGUCUACUGUUUACUUGAUUUUUACAUUCAUGAAACUCGACAACGUCAUGGAUAUGGAAUAAAACUUAUGGAUUACAUGUUAAAAGAUAAUCAAAUUGAAGCAAGACAAUUGGCUGUUGAUCAACCUACAAAUAAACUUUUACAAUUCUUAUGGAAAUAUUUUAAUUUAUCCAAAUUAGUUAAUCAAGGCAACAAUUUCGUAAUUUUUGAAGAAUUUUUUGAAGACCCAUCUGAAAAAGAAUCUGCUAAUGACAAUCGCUCAUCUGGAUAUAAAAGUCAACCGACAUUUGGACGUCAUGGUGCAGCUAGACAACAAGAUUGCAUGGCAAAUAUACUAUAUGGAGCUAAACCAGCAGAAAUUCAAAAUGGAAACGGACAUGUAGAUAGAGUUGAACAUCAACAACGGGAAAAUAAACAGCAUCAAGAUGAACGUCAUGUUGAAGUGCAACAUCACGUUGAAGUUCAACAUCAUCAUCAUGUUAUGGAUGAAGGGGAUGGUCAGACAUCAAACCAAGCUCAUCCAAAACUAGAUAUCAAGAAUUUUCACACUCAAUUAUGGUAAUCUGUUAAACCUCGCCUUUUCUAACAGGUGGUAGCUUAUUAUUUGUUACAUAUUUAUUUCUGUAUUUUAUUAACUUUUGUUAAUUUAUACUAAUCCUAAAUAUGACUGCAAUUAUAAAGUAGAAUAAAAACAGAAUAAUUAAAUUAAUUUAUAAAUUUAUAAAAAGAAUAUGACAUCUUCAUAAAAUUUGCACUAAUGGUCAUUCACUAUAAAAUACCAAUUUUAUAUGCAUAUUGGGUUUAGCCCACUUUUAAAAAAAUAAUAUUUGGUAUACUACUAAUAAUAAUACAAAUAUUUUUACAUUAUUCUUCAAACUUUAAUUUGUUGUUAAUCAACGAGGCUAAUUAGUAAUUAAUUUUUUUUUUUAUAAUUUUUUUUUUAACAAUUUUAUUUUUUAUAACUUGUAACACGCAUACUAUAUAUAAUAUUAACAUUUAAAAAUUGUUGAGUGAAUUUUUUGUUGUGAAAAACUAAUUGAAGAUUUGUAAACUUUUAUGUUGACGGUCUUUUAUGUCAUUACUCGAUGUAAGACCAUUGUAUUGAACAUUUAUUUUACUUUUAAAGGCUGAAAAUGUAUUUUCUAUAGAACAAUAAUGGUAAUGCUUUUGUGUGUUGAAUAAUGAAUUAAAACUGGCAGAAUUUAUUUAAAAAAUGAACUAUUAAUCAUAAUUCUGAUACUAUUAAUAUUGUUAUAAGAUUUCCUCUAUGCAACAUAAUAAUACAAUUAUAGAAUGUAUUGUAUUUUCUAUAAUAAUGUUCCUAGACAAUGUUCUUUUUUUUUUUUGCAACAAUCAUCAUAAUAACCUAUUUGUUUGUAUUGAUGUUCUAAUAAAUAGUUACUAAAUUAUUUGUAAGACCUUGGCCUUAAUAAUUUCUCAUUUAUUAUUUAAUACGUUAAAAUUUAUACUUUCAAUUUACCUAAUAUAGUAUAUUUUUUCUAUUAAAAA
Messenger RNA from Acyrthosiphon pisum (pea aphid), 2132 nucleotides. Its product is annotated as alpha-tubulin N-acetyltransferase 1. Gene Ontology annotation, molecular function: tubulin N-acetyltransferase activity. Bases 295 to 1185 code for a protein of 296 amino acids. The record is from RefSeq and is a predicted model, not a curated record. Gene Ontology annotation, biological process: alpha-tubulin acetylation. Lineage: Eukaryota; Metazoa; Arthropoda; Insecta; Hemiptera; Aphididae. Gene Ontology annotation, cellular component: microtubule. The transcript is spliced from 8 exons.